This is a messenger RNA of Phalacrocorax carbo (great cormorant), 7808 nucleotides long. The record is from RefSeq and is a predicted model, not a curated record. NCBI's taxonomy places the organism in Eukaryota, Metazoa, Chordata, Aves, Suliformes, Phalacrocoracidae.
CGCGGGGGCCGGACGGCGGCUGGGCCGGCGAGGGGGACCGGGCGGCGGGCGCCAGCGGCCGGAGGACGCCCGGCUGCGGGAGGCGGGGAGGCGGCUCCGCUGCGCCCAGGCAAGCAAACCAAAGAAACCGGCUUCUUGUCCUCCGUUUCUGCUCUCGUUUGGGAUUUGAUUUGCUUCAUCUCUGAGCACAUUAAAAAAAAAAACAAAAACAAAACAAAAAAAAACCCAAAAAGGCAAACCAAACCCACACAAAACAUGUUGUGCGGAAGGACUUCCACUCCCUGGCUGUGCUAUUAACGUUAGCAAUCAGGAAGAGCCUUUGGGGGCUGCAGGAUCUCGCUAGUCUGAUGCUGCUGCUAAAGGUUUUGGUGCAGGGAGACAAAACUGCUGCCUCUUCCAUCCGCUGAUCUCUUAACAUCUGCAUUUUGCUGCUGCUGUGCUCCGUCUCACACCCUCUCUCCAUGGACUGAUUUUUUUUUUUUUAAAAUCCCUUUUCGUUGGGGGGAGGACAAGCGGAAAAUCAAGGAAUUGCAUUGAGAGGAGCGAAAUUGCAUUUAUAUCUUGUGUUGUGGUGGAUCUGUUUUGAGGUUAAUCUUUUUUGGAAAAGAAAACAUGACGUCGCCAGCAAAAUUCAAAAAGGAUAAGGAGAUCAUAGCUGAAUAUGACACUCAAGUUAAAGAGAUCCGUGCCCAAUUGGUAGAGCAGCUGAAAUGCCUUGACCAACAGUGCGAGCUUCGGGUCCAGUUACUGCAGGACUUGCAGGAUUUCUUCCGCAAGAAGGCAGAGAUUGAGAUGGAUUACUCAAGGAAUUUGGAGAAGUUGGCUGAGAGAUUCCUGGCUAAAACUAGGAGCACCAAAGACCAGCAAUUCAAGAAGGAUCAGAAUGUGCUAUCGCCAGUCAAUUGCUGGAAUCUCCUGCUAAACCAAGUGAAGCGGGAGAGCAGGGAUCACACCACGCUCAGUGACAUCUAUCUCAACAACAUCAUCCCACGCUUUGUCCAGGUCAGCGAAGACUCGGGGCGCCUGUUCAAGAAGAGCAAGGAAGUGGGAGUGCAGCUCCAGGAAGACUUGAUGAAGGUCUUGAAUGAACUCUACACGGUCAUGAAAACCUACCAUAUGUACAACGCUGACAGCAUUAGUGCUCAGAGCAAACUGAAGGAGGCAGAGAAGCAGGAAGAAAAGCAGAUUGGGAAGUCAGUGAAACAAGAGGACAAGCAGACGCCACGCUCCCCUGACUCAACUUCCAACGUCAAGUUUGAAGAAAAACAUGUUCGACGAAGCUCGGUCAAAAAAAUUGAGAAAAUGAAGGAGAAGCGCCAAGCAAAGUACACAGAAAACAGACUGAAGGCUAUUAAGGCAAGAAACGAGUACCUGCUAGCUCUGGAAGCCACCAAUGCAUCCGUAUUCAAGUAUUACAUUCACGACCUGUCUGAUCUCAUUGAUCAGUGUUGUGACCUGGGAUACCACGCUAGCCUCAACAGAGCUCUCAGGACAUUCUUGUCUGCUGAGCUAAACCUGGAGCAGUCAAAGCACGAGGGUCUGGAUGCCAUUGAAAACGCCGUUGAGAACCUGGAUGCCAACAGUGAUAAGCAGCGCCUGAUGGAGAUGUACAACAAUGUCUUCUGUCCGCCCAUGAAGUUCGAGUUUCAGCCGCACAUGGGUGAUAUGGAGUCGCAGCUAUGUGCCCAGCAACCAGUCCAGAGUGAGUUAGUGCAGCGGUGCCAGCAAUUGCAGUCCAGAUUAUCUACGCUUAAGAUUGAAAAUGAAGAGGUUAAGAAGACUAUGGAAGCUACGCUCCAGACAAUCCAGGAUAUAGUCACGAUAGAGGACUUUGACGUCUCUGACUGCUUUCAGUACAGCAACUCUAUGGAGUCUGUUAAAUCCACUGUCUCAGAAACAUUCAUGAGCAAACCGAGCAUUGCCAAGAGGCGGGCCAACCAGCAGGAGACGGAGCAGUUCUAUUUCACAAAAAUGAAGGAGUAUCUGGAAGGCAGGAACCUGAUAACGAAGCUCCAAGCUAAACACGACCUUCUUCAGAAAACCCUGGGAGAAAGUCAAAGGACUGACUGCUCCCUUGCCAGCGGCAGGCGCAGCUCCACCGUAAGGAAGCAGGAUUCCUCCCAAGCCAUUCCCCUGGUCGUGGAGAGCUGCAUACGGUUCAUUAGCAGGCACGGUUUGCAGCAUGAAGGAAUAUUCAGAGUGUCUGGGUCACAAGUUGAAGUAAAUGACAUUAAAAAUGCAUUUGAGAGAGGGGAAGAUCCAUUGGCUGGGGACCAGAAUGACCAUGACAUGGAUUCAAUAGCAGGAGUUCUGAAGCUCUACUUUCGAGGGUUGGAGCACCCUCUCUUCCCCAAGGAUAUCUUUCAUGAUCUGAUCGCCUGUGUCACAAUGGAUAAUUUACAAGAAAAAGCACUCCACAUCCGGAAGGUGCUUCUGAACCUGCCGAAGACCACUCUGAUUGUAAUGAGAUACCUCUUUGCGUUCCUCAAUCAUUUAUCUCAGUUCAGUGAAGAGAACAUGAUGGAUCCCUACAAUUUAGCCAUCUGCUUCGGGCCAACUCUGAUGUCUGUGCCUGAAGGUCAUGAUCAAGUCUCUUGCCAAGCUCAUGUCAAUGAAUUGAUCAAAACCAUUAUCAUGCAACAUGAGAACAUCUUCCCAGGACCAAGGGAGCUGGAGGGUCCAGUCUACAGCGGAGGUGGAAACGCCGAAGAUUACUGCGAAAGUCCUCACGGAGAGCGAGCCUCAACAGAAGACUCGGUUCAGGACGUUACGGCUGAACACCACACCAGUGAUGAUGAGUGUGAGCCCAUAGAAGCAAUAGCGAAGUUCGACUACAUUGGCAGGACUGCACGAGAGCUGUCCUUUAAAAAAGGAGCUUCUCUCUUACUCUAUCAGCGGGCCUCAGAUGACUGGUGGGAGGGACGCCACAAUGGAAUUGACGGCCUUAUUCCUCAUCAGUAUAUCGUCGUUCAAGACACCGAGGAUGGUAUCUCUGAAAGAUCCAGCCCGAAGUCUGAAAUAGAGAUAAAUUCUGAGCCACCGGAAGAAAAAGUGACUGCCAGAGCUGGUGCCAGUUGCCCAAGUGGGGGUCACGUCGCAGAUAUUUACCUUGCAAACAUCAACAAGCAAAGAAAGAAACCAGAGUCAGGCAGCAUCAGAAGAGCCUUCCGUCAAAGUGACAGCCACGGACUAGGUAGUUCAAUGGCAGAACCAGCCUCCCCAGGAGCCAUAGCCGGUUCCAGACCCUCAUCUCAGCCUAUUAUGAGCCAAAGUCUUCCCAAGGAGGUUCCAGAUAAAUGCUCCAUCAGUGGCCACAGCAGUCUCAAUUCUAUCAGCCGACACUCGUCCCUGAAGAACAGGAUAGACAGCCCGCAGAUCCGGAAAACUGUGACAGCAGGGAGGUCCAAGAGCUUCAACAACCACCGGCCCAUGGACCCUGAAGUUAUUGCACAGGAUAUUGAAGCUACUAUGAACUCUGCUCUGAACGAGCUGCGGGAGCUGGAAAGGCAAAGCAGCGUAAAGCACACGCCAGAUGUUGUCCUCGACACCCUGGAGCCUUUGAAAACGUCCCCAGUGGUGGCCCCCACCUCGGAACCUUCCAGCCCUCUGCACACUCAGAUCCUCAAGGACACUGAGCCAGCUUUCCAGCGCAGCGCUAGCACAGCCGGCGACAUACCGUGCACCUUCAGGCCUGUGAAGUCGGUCAAAAUGGCCACCCAGGUGAAGCCUCCGGCUACUCGGCCGAAGCCUACGGUUUUCCCCAAAACAAACGCCACGAGCCCUGGCGUUGCCUCCUCUGCAUCUCAGCAGCCUACUGACAAGUCCUGUACUGUCUGAUGAACUUGAUGCUGCUCUGUGGAUAUAACUGUAUUGUUCCAGAUGAAGAGACUCUGUCAAAGACAUUAAAAUUCCUAUUUAACUAAUUUUUUUGAACUUCUUCUGAAGGUUAGUUGUGAACUGCUACUUACUGCUGGGAGCACUUCCUGGGAGUAAAUUUAAGUGGUAACAACCUCGUCCCACGUACCCGCAUCAGUGAUGUUCGUAAGGCAAAACAGUUCGUGCCACGCUUAGGAAAUCCGAUAUCGGGUCACUGUGAAGCUGAGGAGGAAAACACAGAAAACGCGAUGAGUUGGAUCUUGGAUUCUAGUUGAUGCCUCGUUCAAGUGCUUUGGCCACUGAAAGAAAUACUUAGUGGCAUCACGUUUUGAAUACUGGUGUAGUGACUUGUAUAUUCUGUGUUUCAUUUACCACAGGGAAACAAUAGGGAUAGAUUUUAGUCUAUUGCAUGUUUUGGUGCCACUGGUUACGUGGAGCUUGGACAUGCCUGUUUCUUGUGCAUUAUUAUUAUUAUUACGUCGCCCGCUGGUGCCACGGUGGUUAAGGGUCUGUCUCAACUUCCAUCGCAUCCUCUGGUUUUGUUUGUUUGCUCCCCCGUUCCUCCCCCCCAGGGCCAAAGCUCUUGGCCAUCCAGCCUCAUCCUUUAGUCGACACUCGUCAUGAAAAAUAGUUUACUCUGGAACACUCUUAGAUUUUGUGGAGUUAUACGUAAUAUGUGUCUGUGCAAAUAUAAACAAACAUGUUCCUGAGGUUUAGGAGCAUAAGAAAGAGCCCAGUUGUUGCUUAUGGACAAUCUAGCUGUUUUCCCCCUUUGCUCUCCCAUAUUGAAAAACAGCUUUAUUGUUUUUCGGUGUAAUUUUCAGCCCGUAGGCUAUGAUGUGGUGUGUGGUCUCGGGAGACUGAAUGUAAAAACAAGUUAACUUUUGAAAACCAAGCGUUCUCUGAUGGGAGUUCAUUUACUAACGCACACGUUCUUGUUUUGGUCAUGUAUCAGGAUGGAUCCUUACCAAAAUCCCAGUUACAAGCACUGUAAAAACUUCAAUCGGAAGUUCUCAAGCUUUGUAUCUUUCUCCCUCUUUCUGGUUGCAAACGCUUCGGUCGGCGGCUGCGACCGCUGUGAACCGCUUUAGGGAUCUCUGCUCUUAUAGAGCGGUGUAGGAAACGCUGCUGGGGACGGUGACGUGACAGCAUGCAGCCUCUGGAGUGGCUUCCCUGCGUGUUCGUUGGCAGACCGGCAUGCCUCCGUAGGACUCCGCAGACACGUGAAUGAAUUCUUAGUAUUUGUAUUUAUAUGGUAGGCAGCAAAUGCUUCAGCCGUUAGCAGGCUGCAUGAACUCUUUUGUACUCUACUGAGAAUUUUCCACAACGCUAACAUUUAUUUAAUUUAAAAAAAAAAACAAACAAACAAACAAACAAAAAAAAAAAACAAACAAAAAAAACCCCAACAAAAAACAGAAGGCAUGUGCCACUUACAACGGUAAAGAAGAUCUCGCGGUCCUGCAAGAGAGGAGACUCUGGCUGACCCUCAGUUCACCUUGUUCCCAAACUUUUCUGAGAUUUAAAAACAAGCUGCACAUCUUAUGUCUUCAUCAAAUAAAUUCAGGCAAGGACAAGAUAAGAAAAGUAAUUUUCCUCUCCCGUUUAGCUGAGUUUCUUUUAAACUUGCGGGUUUCUCACACUUAGCUUCCCUGUGACUGCAAUGUCGUCUUAAUUGGCGCUUAGUGAUUAAAAAAGGAGCAACACUUAACGUUUCUAAGAACAGUUUCUUCGAAGUACUUUCCUGGCUCAUUUAGGAUGUUACUCGGAGAAAUGACCAGGGUUUUACCGCCUCCCUGUCCAUCCUCGCACGCACCCCCCCAUCUCUACAGCUGUAAUGUAUCCAUAUUAAUGAUGGGUUUUGAAAAGACCAGCUUUCUCUGUGCCCUAAAUUAAGAACAUAUGAAAACUGGGGAACACCGGAAGGCUUUUGGUGAGAACACUCCUACUAUUUGUUUUUCCUUAGCUGAUGUGUAGCAGCAGUUCCCCUGGGGAAGCACCACGGUACGUGUGUGACUGUCACUGGACCUCACCCUGUUCCUCUCGCAGGGGAAGAUCCCCAACAGUGCGACCAGCGACCUUUGCUCUCAGGUUCUGAUGAACUUCUACCACCAAGGAAUCACUUGUUCUUUUGGGGAAAAAUAGAAUUAAACUUGUAAUUUUUUGCUCAGGCAGAACUUUCUGGCAUUUACUUUACGUAGGGAGUUUUUUGGUUUUGUUUUCUUUUUGGUCAUGAACGACCAAAGUUAAUCUAUGUCAAGAGCAGGAUCUCUGUAAAUUUACUUCGACUCAUUUGUAAUGCCUUAUUUUCUUUACAUUUUUAUGCCUAGCAUUCAUGUUUCUAAGAAUUAAGUGUCCAGCCACGCACAGCACAUUUUGGAGGAGAUGCUCUUUUCUAUCUUUGAGCUCUGAAGUUUGAAUGGAAAUUAAGAGAGAAAAAAAGACUUCAGGUUACUGUAACAGCAACUGUCUGUAUGUGAAUUACUGUGCUUAUCUCUAGCAUCCACAGCUCUGGGACAAUCCUGCUGUCACGGGGAAUAUGCUUAGCAGGAUAACCUGUAUAUUGAGCAACUCAACUGGAAUUUUGGUGUGCACUGUGAUUGACACUAACACGUACAGCAAGCAAUAUGGCAGGCUGAAGGUCGUCCUUCCUCUUCCACGUGCUCUGGGUCUGGCCAGCCAGCAGAAAAUUCACACACGCGCACACACACGGGAGGAUUUAAAAAAAAAAAAAACCACAAAAGGAAACUUUUAGCUUGUCUGCUUCACUCUGUGAACAUACAAGGCUGAGAGAACAUUUGCCACAAGUGUUUUAUGACCAGUCGUUGCAGGAGAGGUGGGAAGGAGAAACUGGAAAGGUGGGCGCCGCUCCCGGCAAAACCAGCGGGCACCUUGUAGAGGAGGCCGAUGUAGAGUGGACAAGUACGACACGGUGGUUUGCUUGGGGAGGUAUCAAUGUCGCUUCAUAUCUUCAUAUUCAGAAGAAAUAUUAGCUCUUCCAUGGAAAUUCUCUUUCAUGACUUUUAUGUAAUGUUUGUGUCAAAUAUAAAGACAAGAAGUGUUUGAUAACUGGAAUAAUGUAUGUCUGUUUGAUAGUGCUUUGUAUGAACAAAGGAUUCUUGUUCAUCAGAUGUUGGAUUGAAAUAAUCCAAAGCAAAACUUUUAAAAUAAAAUACGAUUUUAGGUGAUCGAUCUUGAUAGUUUCUGAAGCUCUAACCUUCUAUGUUUUAUUUCCCUAGUUGGGAACUGAGCAGUGUGCUUUAACGAUUGCUAAAUUUCUGCCUCUCUAAGGUAAUCCAAAGGCUCGCAGUUUAUAACUUGUAAAUUUGUUGUUCAUGUCAAAGCAGCGGGACAUGAUCACACACUCUCACUUUAUCUGUACUGGAUAUUUUCUUGCAAUGAAAGUGAUUAAAUAAUUAGAGUGCACUGUGACAGCAGAAAAAAAACUUGUUGUAUAUGUAUGUAUUUUGAUACCUGUUCAAAAAGAGUCUUUGGGUUUCCUGUGAUGAAUACCUCAUAUGUUGGGUUUGGGGAGAUUUUGUUGAUUUUUUUUUUUUUAAAUUUUUUUCUUUUAAGGCAAGAUUGUUCUUGCACAAAAGUAGGUUAAGAUAACCGAGUUCUCAUAAAUUUAUUUACCGAAUCAAAACACUUUGGAGUUUGGCAAGAAAUUCCAUCUGUUGCAGUUCCCCGCCUUGCACUGGGUACCGGGUGAGCAGUCACCCGGCUGUUCGCCUGCGCGCUUGGAAGAGCUCUAGCAAUAUUAAGACAAAAGAGGUCAUUGCAGAUGGAGUUUGCUGCCUUAUUUCUCCUCUUCUGUGUGUCAAAACCUCAGAUUCAGUUGAACGUUGUAUAGGUUUGGGGUUUUGUUAAGCAUCUGAGAGAUGUUCUUCAAUAGAAAUAAAUGUCUCUAGUUAGCGCUUCGGAUCCUUCACGUA